Messenger RNA from Strongylocentrotus purpuratus (purple sea urchin), 2677 nucleotides. RefSeq names its product X-ray repair cross-complementing protein 5. NCBI's taxonomy places the organism in Eukaryota, Metazoa, Echinodermata, Echinoidea, Camarodonta, Strongylocentrotidae. Gene Ontology annotation, molecular function: double-stranded DNA binding; DNA helicase activity; damaged DNA binding. The transcript has 20 exons. Gene Ontology annotation, cellular component: Ku70:Ku80 complex; nucleus. The record is from RefSeq and is a predicted model, not a curated record. Gene Ontology annotation, biological process: double-strand break repair via nonhomologous end joining; telomere maintenance; DNA recombination. Bases 140 to 2329 code for a protein of 729 amino acids.
GACCUAGUGCCUGCAUCUGCAUGCUGAUGACAGCAGAGCCAAAUCCGCGAAUUUAUGUUUUGCGAGGUCUUUUGAAAAGAAGUGAUACAUUUCGGUUUUGAUUAAUAUUGGAUGAACUGAUUAGCCUAAUACUGGUAUCAUGGGAAGCAAAGAAAAGGAAGCCAUUGUAAUUGUUCUAGAUGUGGGGCCAUCUAUGAACCAAGCUCCUCCUGGCAACUGUACGACCCUUGAGACGGCACGGGAUGUCAUCACCAUGAUUCUACAGAGGAAGGUGUUUGCCGAGUCUAAAGAUGAGAUUGCCCUGAUCCUGUUUGGCACUCCUGGAUCAGCCAACAAGAUGGACUAUGAUAACAUCACAGUGGAAAGGCCCUUCAGAUUGGCUGAUCUUGAUCUUAUCCAACACAUCAGGAGCAACAUCCAAGCAAGCACAGAGUCAGGAGACUUUGUUGAUGCUCUUAUCGUUGCAAUGGACCUCAUCCACGAUGCAACUUCCGAGAAGGCAUCAAAGUUCACAAAGAAUCGCAUCAUCCUCUUCUCUGAUCUGGGAGGAGAGUUUGCAGACGACAAGCUUCAGAAUGUGACACAUAGCCUCAAAGCCAUGAAGACGGAAGUUAACAUGAUAGGACUUCCAUUUGACAACACAGAUGGUGGUGGCAAUGGCGAUGAUGCCCGUGAUCAGCCGUCCACCAGCCGAGGUCGUGGGCCACCACGAAAGGUGAAGACCCCACAACAGAUGGCUGGAGAGAGGCUGGUUAUGAACAUUGUGGAAGAAGUGAACGGAUGCAUCUAUUCAUUCGAUGAGGUGAUCCCAGCAGUGACCAUGUUUGAGAAGAGGGCAGUCAGACCUACGCCAUGGAAGGUCAAUCUAGAGAUUGGAUCAGAACUCAAAAUACCAGUCUCAGGGUAUCUCAAGGUGAAAGAAGCCACAACCAAAAGCUGGAAGUCCACCUUCCAGAAAGGUCACAGAGAGUUCACCCCUCAAACCAUCCGCUCUAAGCAUCUCAACGAUGACGAAGAAACAGAGGUAGAAAAGGAGGACCAGGUGGAAGGUUAUCGCUAUGGUAAUGACAUCAUCCCAAUCUCAGAGGAGGACAAGAAAAACAUGGAUUACAAGAAACCUGGCAAAGUCAUGCAAGUCCUUGGCUUCACUAAAGAUAGCAAAAUAAAAAAGCACCAGCAAAUAGGCAACAGCGUGUACAUCUUCUACGCCCAACCAGACGACCAGGCAGCGGCGAUGUCUUUCUCGGCUCUCGUCAAUGCUCUUUACGAGACCAACUCGGUGGCCAUCGUUAGGAGAGCCUACUCGGGUAGUAGCGCUCCAAGGAUUGGUUUCUUGGCCCCACACAUCAAAGCUAAUUAUGAGGCUCUCUUCUACAUUGAGCUUCCCUUUGCUGAAGAUCUCAGAAUGUAUACCUUCAUGUCACUAGACAACAAUAAGAGAUGCCAGCCAUCAGAGGAACAACUUGCAGCAGUUGAUAGUCUCAUUGACAACAUGGAUCUGAUGACAGCAGAAGAAGAUGAAGAUGGAGAUACAGAGGCUCUGAAACCAAAGAACACCUUAAACCCUUACACUCAAAGACUAUGUCAGUGCCUAAUGCAUCGUGCAUUGAACCCAGACGACCCCAUACCUGGCAUUGAAACAGCGAUAGCCACCUACCUACAACCCUGCAGGGCUGUAGCUGUCCAGUGCGAACCUGACGUAGAGGCGAUGCAGAAGCUCUUCAAGCUGGAGAAGGCCAAAGCCAAGGAAAAUGUCACAGGAGACAGCAUAUGGAAAGCCAGUGAUGGGGGUGAUGGGGAACCAGCGCGUAAGAAGGCAAAGGUCGAUGAUGAGGUCAACGGAGGGGAUCUCAGUAUGGCUGGAAUGGCAAUGGGGGUUGUCACAGAGGUUGGUACAGUUGAUCCAGUUGGAGACUUCAAGGCCAUUAUCUCACAGAAAGAUGAAGAUAGAUUCAAGGAAGCUGCUGGUCAGAUGGGAAGGAGAAUUCUACAGCUGAUCAAGGAAUCAUUUGGAUCCCAGCUCUACGGUAAAGCCUUGGACUGUCUCCGGGUCUACAGAGAGCAAGCAAUACAGCUGAGUGAACCAGAAACAUUCAAUGCUUAUCUGAGGAAACUGAAGGACGAACUGAAAGAACUCUUGAAAGUCGAUUUCUGGCAAGAUGUAACAAAAGAUGGUCUCACACUCAUCGAUGUUACAGAAGCAAGAGACAGCAAAGUAUCUAAAGAUGAAGCUGACAAGUUUAUCCAGGAGGAGGAAGUUCCAAUGGAAGACGAGCCAGCUGCAGCCAAUGAGGAAGAAGAUGCUGAUGAUUUGCUGGAUAUGUUGUAAAUUUCUGAACCCCGUGAUCACAUCGAAACCAGGUGAAGUUAACUCCUUCAUCGUCCAACAUGCUCAACUCAACUCUUCAACAGUUAGCCUUGUAAUGUAUGGUUGUUCCUUCAAACAGACAAUGAUCUCCAAUAGAUGAACAUUCUUCCCUUAAUUUAACUGAAAUUAUGUACAGAUAAAAUAAUUUUGGUCAUGUCUGUUGGUCAUUCUUCUCCAUCGAUUACCUCAAGCAGAAGCCUGUUGCAUAUUAAGACAUGCAUUGCAAAUAUUGCAAAUAUUUAAACAAAAUUAAUCAGAAUUAGGAUAUUUUCUACAUUUUUUAAUUUUUUUACUGUAGUAGUUGAAAUU